Molecule: messenger RNA, 1767 nt
Organism: Periconia digitata
Lineage: Eukaryota; Fungi; Ascomycota; Dothideomycetes; Pleosporales; Periconiaceae
Source: the annotation of a GenBank genome assembly
CUCUCCGCCAUCAUGUCGCUGUCGGAGCGAUUGACCACCAUGGAGGAGUACCAGCCCUGGAGUCGCGAGGCUAGUCCUGACAGCAGGCACCGGAAAAUGAGUUUCAAUCCUGUUGGCACCUGGACCCCCGCUGUAGGCGAGGAGCCCACCGUUGGCGCUUUUGAGAUUCCCAAGUGGAAGCGGAUACUACAGGUAUCUCUCGCCAUCGUUUACUGUCUCUUAGCUGCUGGCCCGGUUUUCGGAUACGCUGCCAUCAAGCCCGUUCUACUCGAUGAAGGGGUAUACAGAGACCAGUGCACACAGGAGGAGCUGGAUAACGACGUAACAAUAUGCUAUGCGCAGGAGAUAAGGCUCAACCUCAUGUUCACUGUCGCUGCCGUGUCUACCAAUGUAGUUGCCCUUCCCGUUGGAACUAUCCUAGAUUACUAUGGUCCAAAGGUCUGCGGUUUACUGGGCGCAACCUUCAUCACCAUUGGCUCCAUUAUAUUCGCAUUCGCGGCAGAACUGCCAUUUGAUGGAUACAUACCUGGUUACUUGUUCUUGGCACUGGGCGGUCCCUUCAUCUUCAUCUCCUCCUUCCAGCUCAGCAACACGUUCCCGCAAUAUUCCGGACUCAUUCUCGCACUUCUUACAGGUGCUUUCGACACGUCGAGUGCUGUCUUCCUCGCUUAUCGUCUCAUCUAUCAGUCUACCGAUGGAGAGUUUACACCCAAGAAGUUCUUCUUGAUUUUCCUCAUAGUGCCGGUCUACAUUUUUGUUGUUCAAAUCUUUUUUAUGCCCGGAACCUCAUACAAGACUGUCGGUGAACUUGUGCAGCACGUCGAAGAAGCAUCCAAUGAUGUGAUUCAUGAUAGCGACGACGAUGUUCAAGAUGAAGGCUUUGUACAGCGCCUCCGAGAGGCUCGCCGCGGGCACCGCGAGAGUAUAGUGAGCCAGGUUACGGAACUUUUGGGAACUAAGGAUGCUACAGAGCAGACUAAAGAGGAGGAGAAGAAAAAGAAUAUCUCCGGAGUAUGGGGAGCGCUGCAUGGACGCACAGCUGCCCAGCAGAUUUGGACGCCUUGGUUCAUCCUCAUCGCGCUAUUCACAGUGCUGCAGAUGUUGAGAAUCAACUACUUUGUGGCAACGAUCAGAUCUCAAUAUUCGUACUUGUUUCACAGCUACCCCAAAGCUAUUGAAAUCAACAACUUUUUCGACGUUGCUUUACCGCUCGGAGGAGUCAUCUCGGUGCCUUUCAUCGGGCUUUUACUUGACAACACCAGCACGACAACUUGCCUGACGCUGUUGGUCACGAUUGCCACAACAAUCGGUGUUUUGGGUGUUAUUCCUGAAGCUUGGGCGGCGUACACCAGCAUCUGCCUCUUUGUAAUCUACCGGCCACUAUACUACACCGCGGUCUCUGACUACUCUGCGAAGGUAUUCGGGUUCGCCACCUUCGGUAAAGUCUACGGGCUGAUCAUCUGCCUUGCUGGCAUUCUCAACUUUGCCCAAUCGGGUCUCGAUGCUGCAACCCACGGCCCCUUUCACGGGAACCCGAUUCCCAUUAACGUCAUCCUUCUCUCGGCUGCUCUACUUGUUGGAAUUGCGUUGGUGGGAUUUGUAGCGAGGAAGAGCCACAAGAUACACAGAGAGAAUGUUGAAGAAGAAGCUGAAGAAGCCAGGGAAGUGCUAAUGCCUGGCGCGAACGAUGUAGGCGUCACCGAUUAUGGCACUCUGAACGGGAGUGGGAGAAGCGAAGAUGAGGAACAAAGGGGGCGGAGGCAAUGA